GGCUACGGCACCGAGGACCCAUAUAUGCGACGAUGCGUGCAGUCUGUGCUGUUGCCCGGGGCUGUGGUUAAUUUUGAGUGUGAUCGAUCUCCUCUCCAAGUCUCCCCGUACGAGCUCUAUAUAAACAGGGCCCUUUGCCCCUCUCCGCAGACGGCAGCAGCGAACGCGCCUCCAUCCUCCUCGCCGCUCGCCUCCUUCCCUGCAGAGCGCCACAAAGUUGCAGAGAAGGGAGACGACGGGAGGAAGAGGAGGAGGAGUCAGAGGAAGAGAUGGCAGGGUGUGAUGGAGGAGCCAAGUCAUCGGCGUCCAUGGAAAAAGAGGCAUGCGCAGAGAAGAAGUACGGAGGAAUUGCACCCAAGAAGCCUUUGAUAUCCAAGGACCACGAGCGCGCCUACUUCGAUUCUGCGGACUGGGUGCUGGGCAAGGUCAGAGAAGAGAACAAAAUCCACGCUCCAGAAUUCAGGAAUUGCGCAUGUUCAGAGUUCAGACCUCAGACUAGUAGUGUCUCUAACCGUCCUCUUUUUUUGUUGGCUUGUAUUUUGCAGCAAGCUGCAAACAGCAGCACAAGGGCUGCUGUCGAGUCUCUGAAGCCCAAGCUGAAGAGAACGCCUCACCACCAGCUGCCCCCUCGUAAGCCCACCUGCGCUUCCAGUUGAGACGACGCACGGCCACGCGUUGCAGCUGCUGGAGUGGAGGGAGAGCUCGGAGGCAAGGAGGGAGGAUGCAUGCCGAGCUGGGAUAAAUGUUUAGCUGGUCCGAAAUCGUAGGGACGAGAGCCAGAAAUCCGAAUCCGAGAUGCAAUCUGGUUUCUUGGCAGUUGCAUUGCAGCACCUAUUGUGUAUUUAUCAUAAGAACGGAUUAAUUAAUUAUCAAUUAUCUGGCUUAAGUUUGGCACGGCACUUGGUGUCUCAACUACAGAAGAAUGGACGAAAGAUUUUUGUUCAAAAAA
Molecule: messenger RNA, 949 nt
Organism: Sorghum bicolor (sorghum)
Lineage: Eukaryota; Viridiplantae; Streptophyta; Magnoliopsida; Poales; Poaceae
Exons: 6
Coding region: 270-656 (128 amino acids)
Source: RefSeq, a predicted model, not a curated record